AUGUCCUUCCGCACCGCUUCGCGUACUUGCGCAAGGCAGGCACGCUUGGUUUUCGCCGCGACUCCCCGCCCGCACAACAGCAGAGCUCGCAUUUCCACAGCAUUGAAAGCGGCACCGUCCACACGGGUGUCAUCCCGGCCAGCCAGCAUUGUCAGCGAGCACGCUCGUUUCUUCAGUAGUAAGAGUAUCGCGGACGAGAAGAUCGAAGAUAUCCAAGAGCUCUAUGCGACCGCCAAGGACGAAUUUGAAAUCGCAGCCGAAGAGACCGAGGCCAACACUGUGUAUGCCGCCGAUGACCGCGCCGCCGCGAGGGAAGCGCUCGAUGAGCUCAAGGAGACGUACGAAGCCGUCGUCAAUGGAGAGAACAGGGAGGUUGCGGAGGAGGUCAAGCGGCGGGUAGGGCAGAGAAUCAGAGAGCUGGACAAUGCUGUGGUAGCCCUCGAAGAGGCUGCGUCGCACGGCGACUAA
This is a messenger RNA of Lasiodiplodia theobromae, 468 nucleotides long. RefSeq lists its product as uncharacterized. The record is from RefSeq and is a predicted model, not a curated record. NCBI's taxonomy places the organism in Eukaryota, Fungi, Ascomycota, Dothideomycetes, Botryosphaeriales, Botryosphaeriaceae. The transcript is spliced from 2 exons. Bases 1 to 468 code for a protein of 155 amino acids.